UUAGGAACUACAUACAAACAUAACAAUCUAACAAUAUUGAUAAAAUAAUAUAACUAAGCAUUUUGGUGAAGUGUGGUUGUAACUUGUAAAACCAUCCCUCGAUAUACUCUAUGGUUGAUCUCAUGCCCUUAAAAGGGUGACAAUAAAUUCACAUAUAGUAUACUAUAAAAUAGAAGGUCUCUGGUUGGAAUUUGAGACAUAUAGUAUAAUAAUAUUGAUAUUACAUAUUUCAAAAUUCUAAUUUUAGUAAUGUCAAGAAGAUGUUUGGCCAACUACACUACACCCACGCAUAACAUGCGUACAUUAGUAUGGUUUGUUCAAAUUUAAAGUGAACUAAAUUAAUAUAGUACAUAAUUAAAUAUUUUAUAUAUGAGAGUUAACAUAAAGUUAAAUGUUUUAAUAUAUACUUAGAUUUUAAUUAUAUUCAAUAAUCAUUAAAGAAAAUUUUUGGAAUAAAAAUUGUUUAAAAAAUUCUAGUUGAAACAAUUUUUAACCAUGUUAUUUACCUCCCAACAAAAUUCUAAAUUAUUGAAUUUUUUUUUCUUCUAAAAACUUAAGAUUAAGACAAAGAAAAACUAUAUAUUAAAUUAAAAUACUAUAUAGAUUUGAAUAAACCACAUCCAUAACCUAACCGUGGACUUAAAACUAAGACUAAUAGAACUCUAAUAAUACAAGGACCACAUUCAAUUUACAUACCUUCUCUUAAACAACCUCUUUCUUACAUAAUAGUUUCAAGUUUCUCAAAACAAGAGUUAGAGAAACUAGGUUGAUUGAACUCAAACAUGAACAAGGACAAUGAAACAUAUCUCAAACUUUUCCAACGAGGUUCUUCUAAUACUCACAUGAGUUCUUUGUUCUCCAAAAAAGCUAAAGCUACCACCACUGUAGUUGCCAUGUUCUGCUUAGUAGCAACUUUUUGUUACUACUUUGCAGCCUCCAAUAAUAAUAUAAUUUCAGGUGAUUAUUUCAUUCCAAAUCAAAACUCUUCACCCAUCUCAACAAACAAACACCAAACACAAGAAUAUCCACUUAUAUGCACCAAAGGGAACAAGACUGAGACACAAACAUGUCCAAGAGACUACUUUCCUACAAAACAUAACCCAACAAAUCAAUAUAGCCAUGUCUGUCCCUCAUACUUUAGAUGGAUCCAUGAAGACCUAAAGCCAUGGAGAGAACAAGGGAUCACAAAGGAAAUGGUGGAAGAAGCAAGAAGAACAGCACACUUUAAGAUUGUGAUUGUGGAUGGAAAGUUGUAUGUGGAGAAGUAUAGGAAGUCUAUUCAGACAAGAGAUGUUUUUACUUUGUGGGGUGUUUUGCAACUAUUAAGGUUGUAUCCUGGGAAGUUGCCGGAUUUGGAACUCUUGUUUGAUUGUGAUGAUAGGCCUGUUGUUCCUUCGGAUAAGUUUCAUGGCCCAAAUGCUUCACCACCACCUUUGUUUAGAUAUUGUUCUAAUCAACGGAGUUUGGACAUUGUCUUCCCUGAUUGGUCCUUUUGGGGAUGGGCUGAGAUUAAUAUAAGGCCAUGGAAAGAUACUUUGAAAGAUAUUAAAGAAGGGAACAAAAAGACCAAGUGGAAGGAUAGAGUACCUUAUGCUUAUUGGAAGGGGAACCCUUAUGUUGCUCAAACUAGGAAGAAUCUUUUGAAAUGCAAUGUUACAUCGGAAAACGAUUGGAAUACUCGCCUAUACAUACAAGAUUGGGUAAAAGAAUCCAAUGAAGGUUACAAAAAAUCCGGCUUAGGAGACCAAUGCACCAAUAGGUACAAGAUAUACAUACAAGGAUAUGCUUGGUCUGUUAGUGAGAAAUAUAUUUUGGCAUGUAAUUCCAUGACAUUAUAUGUAAAAUCCGAAUACCAUGAUUUUUUCAUGAGAGGCAUGGUUCCAUUACAACACUAUUGGCCCAUUAGAGACCAUUCUAAAUGCACCUCUCUUAAGUAUGCUGUAGAAUGGGGCAACAAUCAUACCGAUAAGGCACAAGCAAUAGGAGAGGCUGCUAGCAGAUUCAUACAAGAGGACUUAAGCAUGAACAAUGUAUAUGAUUACAUGUUUAAUCUUCUCAAUGAAUAUGCAAAGCUUUUGAGGUUCAAACCAAGUAUACCUCAAGGAGCUGUGGAAUUUUGUUCUGAAGCAAUGGCAUGUAAUUUAGAUGGUAUAGAAAGGAAGUUCAUGGAAGAGUCAAUGGUGAUGUUUCCUAGUGAUUCAAAUCCAUGCACUAUUCCUCCUCCAUAUGAUCCUUUAACUUUACAACAAGUUUUAGAGAGAAAUAAUAAUUCAACAAAACAAGUGGAAAAUUGGGAAGAUGAAUAUUGGUUGCAUAAAAAUAAUGGAUAAUAAUUUUGGCUUAGUUGUUAAUUUAUUGAAUAAUUUAUUUUUGUUUUUAAAUUAUGUAUUUAUUUUAAAGUCAUUGAAAUCUACAAAAUUACAGGUUUUUAGUCCUUAUUAAAAGAUUGAAAAAUCAUGAAGUUUGUAGCUGUUGAAAAUUUGAGAUAAUUAGAUAUUUAACUAUGCUUUUUGGUUUAAACUGCCCAUAGGCCAUGUUGUAUUAAUACAUGUCUCUGCAUCGUUUUUAGACUCACCCCUACAUUACAAUUGCAAUUGAAGAAAAGAAAAUGUUGCUAUUUUAUUUUAUACGUUCAUUCAUAUUUAUCAGCAAUUCAAAAUUAUAUAAUUAAAAUGUUUAAAGUUCUUUAAAAAGAAUUUUGAUAUGCGUGGUUUUAGAGAUUAUUCUU
Molecule: messenger RNA, 2728 nt
Organism: Vicia villosa (hairy vetch)
Lineage: Eukaryota; Viridiplantae; Streptophyta; Magnoliopsida; Fabales; Fabaceae
Exons: 6
Coding region: 783-2330 (515 amino acids)
Source: RefSeq, a predicted model, not a curated record